GUCAGUCAGUCAGCAGUAUAAUAUCUCUGGAGAUUUCACUCCUUUUCCUCUCUGAAUGUUUCAUUUGUUCAAACGCGCCUCAUACGAUGAGGAUUAUAAUCUGGAGCAUCGCGAGCGCUUUCCUGUUCAGCGUCAUUUUUACGCAACGACAUCGAAGACCAGUUUUUACAUGUGGCGGGAACCUCACUGGAGACACAGGACUGAUUGGGAGUCAGGGGUAUCCUGGUGUCUACCCACCCAACAACAAAUGUGUGUGGAGAAUUACAGUCCCUCAGGGGAGGGUCGUCUCCCUCUUGUUCCGGGUUCUGGAUCUUGAGAGUGAUAGUCUUUGCAGAUAUGACUUUGUUGAUGUUUACAAUGGCCACAUCAACGGGCAGCGUCUCGGCCGCUUCUGUGGCACUGCCAAACCCGGAGCGCUGGUCACCAGUGGAAACAAGAUGCAAGUGGUCAUGGUGUCAGACGCCAACACAGCUGGGAGUGGUUUCCUUGCUGUAUACUCAGCGAUUCGCCCAAAUGAAAGAGGUGACCGGUAUUGCGGGGGUCUUUUAGACAAGCCCUCUGGGACGAUAAAGACUCCUAACUGGCCAGAUAAAGACUACCCAGCAGGAGUAACAUGUGCCUGGCAUAUUGUUGCUCCUCAAGACCAGAUCAUUGAGCUGAAGUUUGAGAAGUUUGAUGUGGAGAGGGACAGCUCCUGCCGCUAUGACCAUGUGGCUGCGUUUAAUGGUGGAGAAAUGAAUGAGUCACGGAAGAUCGGCAAGUUCUGCGGAGACAGCCCACCCAUGCCAAUUUAUUCGGAUGGCAAUCAUCUCCUCAUCAUGUUUCUGUCUGACCUGAGUCUAACUGCGGAUGGAUUCAUCGGCCAUUACCGCUUUAAAUGGAGGAGUCUCAGCACAGCCAGCGCCCCUCUCACCCCCAUGAGCACCAUCCCACCCACCACACGGCCCGCAGCCCUUACAUAUUCAGAAGGUCUUUGCAAGCAAAAAUGCAAAAGGACUGGGACAAUUGAAAGCCACUACUGCUCUAGUAACUUUGUGAUUACCGCCACCCUUAUCUCAGCAGCCAUGAGGGACCACAGCGUCCUCGCCACCUUUUCCCUCAUACACCUUUAUAAGGAAGGAAGUUUAGCCAUUCAACAGGCUGGGAAGACCAUGAGCACAAAAGUCACGGUCCUCUGUAAAAAAUGCCCUCUAGUCAGAAGAGGGCUUAACUACAUUGUCAUGGGUCAGACAGAUGAACAGGGACAGGGUAUUGUUUCCCCUUAUAACUUUGUGAUGGCCUUCAAAACCAAGAAGCAACGGGAUCUGGGAGUGCUGAAGAAUAUUCGCUGUUAAUGUGCUGGAGUCUGGAUUUCUAUGACCUAUAUUAUUCACUUGAUGUAAGUGCAUUUAAUAACAUUCAUACUUGAAGGACUCUUCCAGUAUUUAAGACUGCUUUUUCCACAUUUUCCCCGACAAUAGAACAUUUGCAAAAACUUUAAAAAUAGUUUGUUUCAAUCUUUUUUUUUUUUUUUAAGGAACUUGGCUUAAAUAUCUUUGACAACAUAAAUCAAUGAGGCCCUCAAAAUCAUUUUAAAAAUAACUUCUAAAAUAGUUAUAGUAAAAAGCACUUUCCUUCAAGAGUUGGACUGGAGAUCUGAACUGUUGCAGAGCACGGUGGAAAAAUGAAGGCACUCACUACAACAAACUGUCAUUUGCAGUAGCUUAGCUGGGGGGUGCUGACAUUUACGAGAGCGGCGGACAUGUUGGCCUUUGAAUCUGACAUUUAUCUAAUCUAUCUAGUGUUGUAAUGAGUGAACGAAGAUUGAAGAUGACAAAAUGAAAUGUUGUCAAAAUGAAGUGCACUGUAAAUUGCUUUUAUGUCAGCCGAGGUUACUACAGAAAGUUCCUAUGUCACUUCUGCGAUGCAGUAUUUUAUUUAAAAUACUGUAUGCUCUUGUGCAGCUCAGAAACGUAUUAUAACUUGAUUUUUCAAACAAUGGGAAAAUGAAAUGAAAAUUGAGUGGAAAUGAAAA
Messenger RNA from Rhinichthys klamathensis goyatoka, 2014 nucleotides. RefSeq names its product procollagen C-endopeptidase enhancer 2a (gene pcolce2a). Gene Ontology annotation, molecular function: protein binding. The record is from RefSeq and is a predicted model, not a curated record. The transcript is spliced from 9 exons. NCBI's taxonomy places the organism in Eukaryota, Metazoa, Chordata, Actinopteri, Cypriniformes, Leuciscidae. Bases 87 to 1334 code for a protein of 415 amino acids.